AUGGCAGCGACGGUCGACUCUGUCCCUGCUCUCGUCCAUGACGAGAAGGACGAGAAACACAGCUCGCGCGGCUCAUUUGCCGACGAGAAGGGUGUUUACCAACCGGAAAAGGUCAACCUCGACGAUGCUGAAGAGGUUGGAGACGUGUUCAACGAUGUCCGACUAAUCGACCUUGGUGAAGACGGUCACGAACGGCCCAUCGAGACUGACGCUGACUAUGCAACCCGUCUUGUGUCCCUCGAUGAUGACCCCACAAUACGAUGGUUUACUUUCCGCAUGUGGUUCCUUGGUCUCGGACUCAGUUGCUUCGCCGCUGUACUCGGCCAAAUAUUCUACUUCCGUCCCCAGACCAUCUCCGUGAGCCAGCUGUUCAUCCAAAUCAUCAGCUUCAUUCUCGGUCGUGCCUUGGAGUACAUCAUUCCCGGCCCUUCCGAGUUGGCUCUCAUCAAGACAUCCGACAACGCCUUUUGGCGGUUCAUGAACCAUGGGCACUUCAAUAUGAAAGAACACGUCGCUAUCACUAUCAUGUCCAGCACUGCUUCCUCUUCCGCUCUCGCAAUCUCUAUUUUUGCGUCGCAGGAACUCUAUUACUAUGUCGAGACCAACGUAGCAGUUGGCAUCUUCACCCUGAUUGCCUCCCAGCUUAUUGGCUAUGGCUUCGCAGGUCUAUUCCGUACUUUCCUGGUUUACCCGACCUUUGCUGUUUAUCCACAAGUCAUGCCUACAGUACAGCUAUUUGAGGCGCUCCACCGAGGAGACGGCAUGAUGGCCCAGUCGAAGCGGAAGAAGUUCUUCUGGUAUAUUUUCCUGGCAAUCUUCGUCUGGGAGUGGUUCCCCGAAUACAUUGCGCCGACUCUUACCGGCAUAUCCAUCUUCUGCCUCGCCAACCGCAAGAGCGCCUGGUUCACACGGAUCUUUGGUGGCGCCGCUGGUAACGAAGGUCUUGGUGCCUUCUCCCUCUGUUUGGAUUGGGCAUACAUCGGGUCUGGUGGUGGCUCUAUUGGCUCACUUUUUACACCACUUUCCACUCAAUUGUCGCUCUAUGGCGGGUGCGCCGUUUGUAUGAUUGCUUUCUGCGCCUGCUUCGCGCGAAACACGUGGAACACCCAGAACUUCCCCUUCCUGACCCAACUGCUCUUCUACGAAAACGGCACGGAGUACAACCAGCUUCUGAUUCUCAAUGAUGACUUCACUCUCAACGAGGACAAGCUUGCUGAGCAGGGCCUUCCGUGGUAUGCAGCCUCGCAACUGCUCUACAAGAUCUCCCGGACGGUAUAUAUCGGUGCCGCUAUCACUCAUUUCCUGCUCUGGCACUCCAAGACCGUCUACAAGCUCAUCCGUGGCGGCAAAGAGAGCAUCGACGACCCACACUACAAGAAGAUGCAGGUUUACAAAGAGAUCAACAACUGGUGGUACUUCGGCGUCUUCCUGAUUUGCCUCGGUAUUGGCAUUGGAACAACCUACGGGGCAAAAUCUCAGCUCCCUGCCUGGGCCACCCUUAUUGCCCUUCUGUUUGCAUGGCUAUUGGUCCCCGUCAUUGGCACUUUAUAUGCGACCGUCGGUUACGCUCCCUCCAUCGAGAACAUGAUCCAAAUGCUUGGCGGUGCGCUCGUGCCCGGGAAACCUGUUGCCAACAUGUAUUUCACCAUGUACGGCUACCAGCCCGUCGUUCAAGCUUACACAUUAUGUGGUGACCUGAAGAUUGGCCAAUACACCAAAUUGCCUCCUCGAGCUACAUUCACUGUGCAAACUGUUGGUGCCAUAGUCGGUGGCCUGCUCAACUUUAUCAUCAUGAAGGUGGUGAUCAGAUCCCACUUCGACCUCCUGCGCGAUGUCCAGGGGAGCAACAUCUGGUCGGGCCAGCAAGUACAGUCAUUCAACAGCGCGGCCAUCGCCUGGGGUGCUCUCGGCAAACCACUAUACGCAACCGGAACUCGCUAUGGCUUCGUGCCAUACAUGCUCCUUGUCGGUUUACUGUUCCCGAUUCCCUUCUGGCUGCUGCACAGGUGGUACCCCAAGGUCGGGUUCAACAACGUCUUCACGCCCAUCCUGACGGCGGAGCUGGGCUACCUAUCUGUCGGCAUCAACUCGAGCGUGUUCACCUCGUUCGUUCUUGCCCUCUUUUCGCAAUGGUACCUGCGCAAGUACCGCGCCACCUGGUUCCGCAAGUACAACUUCCUGUUGUCUGCUGCAUUGGACGGCGGCACCUCCGUCAUGAUUUUUGUCUUCACGUUCGCGGUUGGCGGUGCGGGCGGGAAGGUAAUCAACUUCCCCAAUUGGGCAUUGAAUCCAAAAGGAAACCCAGACUAUUGUCUGCGGCUGACAGACUGA
This is a messenger RNA of Mycena indigotica, 2331 nucleotides long. Its product is annotated as OPT oligopeptide transporter. The transcript has 16 exons. NCBI's taxonomy places the organism in Eukaryota, Fungi, Basidiomycota, Agaricomycetes, Agaricales, Mycenaceae. The record is from RefSeq and is a predicted model, not a curated record. Gene Ontology annotation, biological process: transmembrane transport. The coding region runs from base 1 to 2331 and encodes 776 amino acids. Gene Ontology annotation, molecular function: oligopeptide transmembrane transporter activity.